Cucumis melo (muskmelon) is the source of this 743-nucleotide messenger RNA. RefSeq lists its product as uncharacterized. The coding region runs from base 12 to 293 and encodes 93 amino acids. The record is from RefSeq and is a predicted model, not a curated record. The transcript is spliced from 3 exons. NCBI's taxonomy places the organism in Eukaryota, Viridiplantae, Streptophyta, Magnoliopsida, Cucurbitales, Cucurbitaceae.
GUUGGCGGACCAUGCCCAUUACCCAUAUCCAUACCCAUCCCCAGGUUUCUUCAGCGAAGCAAUUCCAUUUCAAAAGGAAUUGGAGCUGUGAAUUUGGGAAAAUGGUCGGCAGUUCUCGUAAAUGGGCUUAUACGCGGAUCAUCGCCGGCACCAUUGUCGGCGGCGUUCUUGGCUUCUAUGUAAUGCACCGCGUUGAAGUUGGCUAUAAGGAGAAGAUGAAAGAGAGGUUAAAACAAUACGAGAACGAACUGAAGAAGAAAGAGAAAAUGAAAGAACUUGAAGACUCGCUAUAGUCUGGAAGGAGAAAACGAGGUAGAUGACCCAACAAGCCAUGGUCAUGAAUGUGAUGGCUUUAUCUCCUUUCAGGAAAGGAUUAUCUAUGUAUAAAGGAACAGAUUUGGCCGUUGAUAGUUCAUGAAAUUCUUCAGUUCUUCUCAAGGAAAAGAUGGUGUUCCUAUGGUUCUGAUUUGUUCCUCAUCAUCUUAAUCAAUGAUUAAGAUUGUUCUUCUACUUAUUAUUUAAUUUUUGUGUGAGAAGCAGAGAUCUAUACACUUCAACAGAUCCACCUUCAUCUCCUAUGUUCAAGUGGGUUUGGUGCGCCAGUGUGGAGUUUCAAACUUCACAGUUAUGUUGCAAUUUCUUUAAACGUGGUUGGCCAAAAGUUUGGAUUUGUAAAGGCAUUUAAAUUUUGUAAAAGAAUAGAGUAAAUGACUCCUAGAUUAAUGUAGUGUAUGUUUGUAUGA